Trifolium pratense (red clover) is the source of this 2613-nucleotide messenger RNA. RefSeq names its product potassium channel AKT1-like. The transcript is spliced from 12 exons. Gene Ontology annotation, molecular function: protein binding; voltage-gated potassium channel activity. Gene Ontology annotation, biological process: potassium ion transport; transmembrane transport. NCBI's taxonomy places the organism in Eukaryota, Viridiplantae, Streptophyta, Magnoliopsida, Fabales, Fabaceae. Gene Ontology annotation, cellular component: membrane. The record is from RefSeq and is a predicted model, not a curated record. Bases 1 to 2613 code for a protein of 870 amino acids.
AUGGAUAUUGGAUUAAAGUCUCAUAGUCAUAAUAACAAAAACAAUGACGGUAAAAAUCAACUCCUCAAAGAUGAUGUUGGCAGCCAAUACAGUCUUACCGGUAUCAUUCUUCCAUCUCUCGGCGCCGAAACCACCGCCCGUACCGACCUCCCACGUGGCAUCAUCUCCCCUUACAACCGUACUUAUCAGCAAUGGUGCAGGUUUCUGAUGAUAUGGGUUUUCUACACUGCAUGGGUGUGUCCUUUUGAAUUUGGGUUUCUUAAGACAUCAAAGGGUCGACUCACUUAUGUAGACAGCAUUGUGAAUGCACUUUUUUUUAUUGACAUUGUUCUUACCUUCUUUGUUGCCUAUCUUGACGAAACUACUUUUCUACUCGUCGGUGAUCAAAAGAAAAUUGCAAAGAGAUAUUUGAAAUGCUGGUUUUUCUUUGAUUUGGCCUCUAUCAUUCCUUAUGAAAUGUUUAGGAAAGACUUGCCAACAACGGUCCAGACGUAUGGUUACUUCAAUAUUCUUCGCCUUUGGCGCCUUCAUAGAGCCGGUGCUAUGUUUUCGAGGUUAGAAAAGGACAGGACUUAUAACUAUUUUUGGGUGCGAUGUUUAAAACUUUCAUGUGUAACGAUAUUUUCAGCACAUGUAGCAGCGUGCGUUUUCUAUUUUCUUGGUACAGAACACAACAACCGUAAAAAAGUUACAUGGUUAUCACUUGUUUCAAAUGGUGCCGAACUAAGUAUGUGGGAUGGUUAUGUAUCAUCAGUAUAUAUGUCCGUAGUGACUCUUUCUGCAGUUGGUUAUGGAGAUUUGCAUUCUGUUAGUACAGAUGAACAGGUUUUUUGCAUUUUUUAUGUGAUAUUCAAUUUUGGACUUUCUGCAUAUCUUAUAGGAAACAUGACCAAUUUGGUUGUUCAUUGGACGCAAAGAACUAAGAGAUAUAGAGAUACUGUCCAAGCUGCGUCAAAUUUUGCUCAUAGGAAUCAGUUACCUCAACGUUUGCAAGAUCAGAUUUUUUCUCAUUUUCGUAUGAAGUACAAAAUAGAUUUAGAAGGACUCGAGCAACAAGAAAUAAUUUGUUCCCUUCCGAAAGCCAUUCAGUCAAGCAUCGCAUAUCAUCGGUUUUUUAAUGUUAUCAAAGAAGUAUACUUGUUUAAGGGAGUGUCAAGUGACCUACUAUUUCAACUGGUCACACAGUUGAAUGCUGAGUUUUUUCCUCCAAGAGAAGAUGUAAUCUUGCAGAAUGAAUCACCAACAGACUUUUAUAUAUUGUCUAUUGGAUCUGUUGAACUUAUCCUUCAAGAGAACGGAAUAGAACGGGCUUUUCGUGAAGUAAAGCAAUUUGAAGUUUUUGGAGAAAUAGGAGUGCUAUGUUACAGGCCACAACUUUAUACAGCUCGGACCAGGCUAUUAAGCCAGAUCUUGCGUUUGAGUCGAACAUCAUUUCUAAACCUUGUUCAUAACAAUGUUGAAGACGGAACAAUUAUCAUGAACAAUUUUCUCCAGCAUGUGCACAAUUUAAGUUUAACGUACCCAGCCAUGGUAGGGUUUAUGUCUGAAGUAGAGACAUUGUUGUCAACAGGCAAAAUGGAUUUGCCUAUAAGUUUAGUAUUCGCAGCUGAAAAAGAUGAUGAUAUGCUGUUGCAUCAAUUGCUGAAAAAAGGCUCAGAUCCAAAUGAAAUAGAUCACAAAAAUGGAAAGACACCACUGCAUGUUGCAGCUUUUAAAGGCAGUGAUCAUUGUGUGGUUUUGCUUCUAGAAUUUGGAGCUGAUACCAACAUACAAGACUUUGAAGGAAAUAUAUCACUAUGUGAAGCAAUGAAAGGAGGGCAUGAAUUAGUGAAAAAACUACUUAUAGACAAUGGUGCAGAUAUAUCUUCCGCUAACGUGACUCCUUUAGCAAUCUUCGCUAUCGAGAAAAAUGACAUUCAAUUACUAAAAGAUAUUAUGAAACUUGGUGGUGAUAUUGUGACAAACUUUACAAAAGAAGGAACCACUGCACUUCAUGCUGCUGUAUGUGAAGGAAAUGUUCAAAUAGUUAAGUUUCUUGUAGAACACGGAGCAGAUAUCGAUAAGCAUGAUAAAGCUGGUUGGACUCCAAGAAAUUUAGCAGAUCAUCAAUGCCAUGAAGAGAUACAAAAUAUGUUUAAAGAAAUUCCACAUGUUAUUCCUCAGAUGCCAAAUAAUAAUGGAGGGUCAAAUAUUCCAAAGUCUUACAGUGAACCUUCUAUGCUAGCUAUGUCUCGAGGUGGUAGCUUUCGACCUAAUCAAGAUUCGACAUGUUUGAAUGGUCAUCAAAAAAGAAGGGUUGGCUCUUCUAGGAAUUCCUUUUUUGGAAUGGUUACAUCUGCUAAACGAGAUAAAUCUGGUAUUUCUGCAUCUCAAGACGGUCAAACUACAACUUCUACACGUGCACACGAAUUGCCGAUUAGAGUAAUUCUUAGUCGCCAAGAAAAAAGUGAACAACCUAAAAGGCUUGUUUUUCUACCACAGUCCCUUCCAGAGUUGCUAGAUAUUGGUGCUCAAAAGCUUGGCUUCUCUCCCUCUAAAGUUUUGACCGAAGAUGGAGCUGAAAUUGAAGACAUUAACUUGAUUAGAGAGGGUGAUCAUCUUAUUCUUGUAUGA